Amaranthus tricolor (Joseph's coat) is the source of this 1312-nucleotide messenger RNA. Its product is annotated as DNA-directed RNA polymerases II, IV and V subunit 3-like. Gene Ontology annotation, molecular function: DNA-directed RNA polymerase activity; protein dimerization activity; DNA binding. Lineage: Eukaryota; Viridiplantae; Streptophyta; Magnoliopsida; Caryophyllales; Amaranthaceae. Bases 130 to 1071 code for a protein of 313 amino acids. Gene Ontology annotation, cellular component: RNA polymerase II, core complex. The transcript has 3 exons. The record is from RefSeq and is a predicted model, not a curated record. Gene Ontology annotation, biological process: DNA-templated transcription.
CUUUCCGCCUCGAACAAAAUCUCAACGCUUGUCUCUUUCUCCAUUUCUCCCAAACAAAGGGUUUUAGCUCUGUCGACCUCUCUCUGCAUUUUAAAAAUCCCUAAAUUCUAAACCUCAUAAACCCUAAAAAUGGAGGGAUUAUCAUACCAACGAUUCCCUCGCAUCAAAAUCCGAGAAUCGAAGAAUGAUUACUGUAAGUUUGAACUUCAUGACACAGAUGCAAGCAUGGCUAACGCACUUCGAAGAGUAAUGAUUGCUGAAGUUCCAACGAUCGCAAUUGAUCUCGUCGAAAUCGAAGUGAACUCUUCAGUUCUCAAUGAUGAAUUUAUUGCUCACCGUCUUGGACUCAUUCCUUUAACUAGUGAACGAGCUAUGUCUAUGCGGUUCUCCCGUGACUGUGAUGCUUGUGACGGUGACGGUCAGUGCGAGUAUUGCUCUGUUGAGUUUCAUCUUCGUGCUAAAUGUAUUAGUGAUCAAACCCUAGAUGUUACUAGUAAGGAUUUGUUGAGUUCUGAUCAUACUGUUACUCCUGUUGAUUUCUCUGAAUCUCCUUCUGAUGAUGCUGAAAACAGGGGAAUCAUAAUUGUGAAAUUACGUAAAGGCCAAGAGUUGAGGCUUAGAGCAAUUGCUAGAAAGGGGAUUGGGAAAGAUCACGCCAAGUGGUCUCCUGCUGCAACUGUCACCUUUAUGUAUGAACCGGAGAUUCUUAUUAAUGAAGAUUUAAUGGAAACCUUAACGCUUGAACAGAAAAAAGAGUGGGUUGAUAGCAGUCCUACCAAAGUCUUUGACAUUGAUCCUAAUACUCAACAGGUCGUUGUAGUUGAUCCUGAGGCCUAUUCUUACGAUGACGAGGUUAUCAAGAAAGCGGAGGCUAUGGGAAAGCCAGGGCUCGUGGAGAUCUACCCAAAAGAAGACAGUUUCAUUUUCACAGUCGAGUCUACUGGUGCAAUCAAGGCUUCACAAUUGGUGCUUAACGCCAUUGAAGUCCUGAAGCAAAAGCUGGAUGCAGUUCGCUUGCCAGAAGACGCAAUUGAUGCUGAUAAUUUUGUUGAAUUAGGUGCCCAUAUGUGAGGCGAUUUAACUAACAUGGUAAAUCUAACUGAUCUAGCAUCUCAAUACAUUUUCGUGUAAGCAUAAGACAACUUGCUUGUGUGUCGAUUCCCUGCUGAAUGAAUUAUCUAAUGUAAUGCUGAUCUUCAUUCCUAAUUUUUGAACUGUGCCAGACUAUUUUGUUUAAAAACUUACAAUCACUGGCAUAAACCACAGCUUUAAAAUCUAUUCGAUGCAUCCAUUGAAUGCCCUUUUAAUUUAA